AUGUGGACAACAGGUGUAACACAUAUGCUUGCUCGUCUAACAGGUUCAACAUUAUUUGCUAAUCAUCAUCUUACAUCAAUUAUUGGAUAUGAUCAUCGUCUAGCAUCUACAACAAGUGUAAAAACACCAUCAUCAUCAUUGGAUAAUGUUGGAGAAAGUUUGCAUGUAGUAGCAAAAUUACGUGAUUUACGUGCUCGUACUCCUUAUGCACUUUUUGUUAAAGAUAAUUAUAGUGAAACAAGUAAAAAAUAUCCAGAUUUAAAAAUGACUGAUAUUAGUAAAAAAAUUUCUGAAGCAUGGAAAAAUUUAUCUGAUGAUAAGAAACAAACUUAUGCAAAAAUAUCACAAGAUCAAAGAGCUAUUUAUGAAAGAGAAAAAAAUCGUUUAUCAGCAGCUGAUUUACAAAAAGUUGAUGCUGAUGAAAAAGCUAGAAGAAUUGAAAAUCGUGUUAAAAAAAGUAUUCAACAAUUACCAACAAAAAAACCACGUACAGCAUUUAUUCAUUUUCUAUCAACACUUGAUCGUGGCAAUGCUGAUUUACGUGAUUUUAUGAAAGGAGCAGCUCAACGAUGGUCACAAAUGAGUACAGAAGAAAAACAAAAAUUUGAAGAUCUUCAUGAGGAAGAAAAACAGCAAUAUAAUCAAACUUUAGUUUCUUGGGCUGCAUUGAAUAAAGAAGCAUUAAAACCAAAAAUUCGACGAUCUUCAUCAUCGGCUUCUUCUAAAAAAAAAGAUGAAGUAAAAGCAACAUCACCACGUAGAACAAGAACAGCACAGAAAAAAACUGGCGAAUCCUCAAAAUCGACUGUCUCUGCUGCAAAAUCGACCGACAAAAAAUCAACUAAAGGAACAAGUGAUAAAGAAAAAUCAUCAUCUUCAUCAUCUGGCGAUGAAUCAUCGCCUAAAAUGAAAAGAUCAGUCAAAACAACAGAUUCAAAGAAAUCAUAA
Molecule: messenger RNA, 948 nt
Organism: Rotaria sordida
Lineage: Eukaryota; Metazoa; Rotifera; Eurotatoria; Philodinida; Philodinidae
Source: the annotation of a GenBank genome assembly